UAAUUAAAGUUGUUUUAUGGAAUUUAAGCAAAUUAAUUGGAUUAAUACUUUGUUCAGUGGAAAUGCAUAGACGUACCUCAACUGUGGAUAAUCCAUGUUAUGGAGAAAAUGUCAGACAAUCAAUGGAGCCAAAUAUGAUGUAUUUACCGACAAAAGAACUGCGUAGAGUUUCAAGAAUUCAUAGAAAAUCCGAAGGAGGAUGCUGUCAAUUUGACAAUAUCAACAGAAAGUAUUCCACAUCAAGUAGAUUAGAAGAGGAAGCGAAACAAAACAGAUAUCGUGUGAACUAUCAUUCAGACGAAGAAUGCACUUGUCAGUCAACCAAUUCACAAAGAAGACGCAGGUACAGUUUCUCUCAACUGUUACUGAGAAAGGCUUCCAGUAUUUCUAAGCGAUUUCGAUAUUACAUGGUCCAUAGUGUAGCAUUAUUCCACGAGGACUUAUAUGGCUUAUCGUGGUCUGAAGCACAUGAUAUAUUACAGUCAAACUAUAACAAUCCUGUUGAACUGAUUGAACCUUGUUAUACCCAUUUAAAGAAACCGAGAAAAAUCCGUCACUACAGUACAUCAGCUAUACCUAAUUAUUGUAAUUUGACCAGUAAUCUGACUUCAAACAGAAUCUCAGACGUGAAUCCAACACAAAAACACCCAAGACUUUAUCAUCUAGAUAAACCACAUUAUAUUCAGUGUAAAGCGGUUGAACAUGAUUUAACGGAGAGUAAUACAAGCUACUUAACAAAAGAGCAUGACAGACUUCAAAAUAUAAGUAGUACGACAAAUAUUUCUGAAGUACUGAAGAAAUCCACUGUGACUGGCAAAGGCAAUGACACUUACAGACCACCCACUGAUGAACUGUACCCAACUCCAAGUGAGUCGCACAAUACCCCAUUGAAUAUGGCAGCAUCAACAGUAAACAGUGAACUGUUAAUGAAUUCCUCGACUCAUACGAAAGUCAACACGACAUCAAACUGUACACAGGAAAGUGGAGAGUAUCAAAGUGAACUACAGGAGGAAGAACAACAAGAAGACAUACACCAGAAAUCACCUGCAGAUACUUUAAAUUUCGACAAAAUUACACUCAGCCAAAUAGUGACGGUCAGCCACAAAAGAUGAAAAGUAAACUACACAUCAGGGAUAUUAAAGGCUGGUUCAUCAGUUUGACUGAACGUCGACAAAGGGCAUCGACAGAGUUAGAACAGUCGUCAAACGACGUGAAUGGAGAUAAACUUAAAGGCAGAAAAUUCCACAAUUCCCUGUCAGUUGGAAUCAGUAGUCAUUGAUUGACAGUUUCUGUUAUCGUCAUCACUGUUGGUUAAUUAUAUCAGUGUACAAAAUGAGCAUGAUUGCAAUGGACCUUUUAAAAUCUAGCCAAGAUAAAAUAAAACUGUACAGAAAAUUUUUAUUUUUUUGCAUUUAAAACUGAAAUAUUUUCUCCGAUAGGUUGGUCAACUUUAGUAAAUAUAGAC
Molecule: messenger RNA, 1465 nt
Organism: Heterobilharzia americana
Lineage: Eukaryota; Metazoa; Platyhelminthes; Trematoda; Strigeidida; Schistosomatidae
Source: the annotation of a GenBank genome assembly